AAAAUCAUCGAUACUGCCAUGACCUUAUCUUUCCUCCGAAAAACAUCAUCUGCGGAUUCAUCACCAGAAGUAAAAGAGAAGUACGAAAAAGCGAAGAAAUAUUUAAGCUCUCAGAUAAAAGACGAAAAAGUGGAAAAGGAAUUAUUAGAAAAGACCGAUCAAAUUGUAGUUGAACAAACCACAAAUAAGGUCGUAAAAGAAAAUGCCAAUAAAGCGGUCGUCAACAAAGUGCAAGAAUCCGUAACCGUAGAAGAGGUCGAUAAAGUCACUAAAACUCAAAAUAAUGAUGGCUCGUUUGAAAUUUCCGAAAAAGUUACCGAAGACCUUGGUAUAACUACAUCAAAAGAAAUUACAUCAAUUAUUCGUGUUUCUGAUGAACGCGUCAAGAAAUUUGAUGAAAAGACCUGGAACACAUUCAUAACUUUGGCUUACUGCAAUAAGGUAUUAGGUAAACAUGAAUCGAAAUGGAAAGUUCAAAACGAAAAGGCCCGUAAAUGGAUUCAUGAAGUAGUCAAGGACGAAAAAUUAGAAAAAGAAAUCUUGGAAUCAUGCGAAAAGGUU
Funneliformis geosporum is the source of this 561-nucleotide messenger RNA. The record is from the annotation of a GenBank genome assembly. Lineage: Eukaryota; Fungi; Glomeromycota; Glomeromycetes; Glomerales; Glomeraceae.